UGAGGCCAAAACCGAACUAUCACAUAUUGCAGGCUUUUGCAGCUAAUGGUAGGCCUGGUUAAUAACUGAUUCAAAGUAGGCCGUAUAUUUAAGUCAGGGUAGGUCCAACGCACACAAAGAUGUCGGUAAAAGAGAAUAGCGCAGAGCCAUUAAAGCAAGAAGAACUCUUAAAAACUCGUCAGCAUUUGUCAUUACUUCGUGAACAAUACGUAAAACUGCAAGUGGAGCAUGCUGAGUUACAAAGAAGUCAUUUCACAUUAAAAGCUCUGCAAGGCGGGAGUGGAACUAAUGAUAAACUGAUAGAUUCAACUGACCACAGUCUGGCAUCUGGACUAAUACAAAGUACAACCAAACUUUUUGGCCGCAAUCUGUUUAGCCCCGGAGACUCGUAUAAAAGUACGUCGACAAUAUGCCGACGAUUUAAAAGACACGUGGCCGGGUGUGACGUCACGAAUCGCAAUGUCAGCGCAAAUUUGCUCGUCUCGAAUUAGUCUGUAUCGUAUAACACGAGCACCCGAUGUUUCGUAUCUGAUUAGACUAAUUUUUAAUAAAAAAACAUAAAUUCAUAAACUUUUUUAUAUUGAAAUAAUACAAAGUGCCGCAUUACGUCUU
Messenger RNA from Ciona intestinalis (vase tunicate), 612 nucleotides. Lineage: Eukaryota; Metazoa; Chordata; Ascidiacea; Phlebobranchia; Cionidae. The record is from RefSeq and is a predicted model, not a curated record.